AUGGCUGCAGCCAAUAGAGCUGAACUCGAAGCAUUGGAAGCAUCAUUGCAACAAUUCCGUGUGAACGAGCUUCAUAUUUUACUGUCAUCAUUCAAGUGUCCGAAAUUAGGGAAAAAAACAGAACUUGUGCAGCGCUGUAUUAAUUUGCUGCAAAACGCUCGUAAUCAGGCUGCAGUAAUACAAAAGAUUCGUGAAAUUAGUUCCAGUCGACGUUACAGUGCAUCAAGCGCACCCUCAGUACUCAUGUAUAAUCAUGUGGAUGGCAACGGUGUCAUGAAUGGUUACAAUCCUGUAAUGACAUUAUCAUCUGCAUUGAUGCAACAACAGUAUAUCAGUACACAUAAUCCGUUUUCAUCACAAGUGGUUCAGACUAGAAGUUUGAACAUUGCUGAUUUACCAUUUUAUGACAAACAACAAACAUUACUUGAACUUUCUGAAUUGCCGGCAAAUAUAUCGGGUAUUAGAUCAACAUCUCGUUUGGCUUUCACAUUUGCUAUCCCACCGAAUAUUAUGCCACAUAUUUCUUAUCGAAAUGAGUCUACGGCCUUGCCACGUACUGAGCUACAACUACGAUUCUUUCUAUUGGACCAUUCGGCUGAGCAACACGAUGAUUUCCCACCGAAUUGCAAUGUGAAAAUAGACGAUGUUCCUGUUACUCUUCCGAAUAUUAUCCCAACGAAUAAACCAAAUGCGGAACCGAAAAGACCAAGUCGUCCGGUGAACAUAACUCCCUAUUGUCAGCCACCACGAGAUGCCAUGAGGCCGCAUCGAUUGGUGGUAGAGUGGUCUGCAGAUAAACGCUCUUGGGCAGUCGGCAUUUAUGUCGUAAAAAGACUUACCUCCGAUAUAUUGCUUCAACGCCUGUUAGAUAAUCUCGCUACUCGUCGUAAUGCCGAAGAAACAAAACGUGUGAUUAGAAGUCGCUUAUCUAGCGAUGAUGAUGCAAUACAAAUGGAAACGUUGAGAAUGUCUUUAUUGUGUCCUCUUGGAAGAACGCGAAUGUUAAUACCGGUUAAAGCAUACGAUUGCACACACUUACAGUGCUUCGAUUUAUCAAAUUUUUUAAAGAUGAAUGAAAAACGACCGACUUGGAAAUGUGCUGUUUGUAAUAAUGGUGCACCUUACAAGAAACUAGUUAUUGAUGGCUACUUUGAAACGGUUCUGAAAGAUACAACCUCAAAAAUCACAGAAGUUGAGCUAUUGCAUGAUGGUGGUUGGCGAGCAGUUGAUGAGGAGGAUAAAUCUGCUUCUGAUAAUGACGAAGAAAUAAGUUCUUCAAACGAUUCAAAAAGCCAUUCUAAAAACAUUAAGAACAGUGCAUUAAAUAACGGUAAUCGAAUGAAUGCAGUUGUAGAUGUUGAUGUCAUAAUUCUAGACAGUGACGACGAUGAUGAGGUUCUACAGCAAUUGCCGUCGCAAAAUUCUGCAAGUAGAGUUCAAAGACGGAACGUCACCCCUUCGGUUGUAUGCAUCGACCUUGAUGACAGUGAUCCAGUGGAUCUAUCACCGCACACAUGUCAGGCAUCCCGCAUAUCUUCCACUCCUUUACCAUUCAACAGCAAUACAUCAAUGGUGGCAUCCACAUCAUCAGCAUCGGUAACUGGCUCAACGGUUGGAAGUUCUACUCAGAUUAGUAGCAGUCGUCCUAUCAUGCACUACCAACAGCAGCAGCAGCAAUCACCACAUCCGAGUCAAUCAAUGCAAUAUUUUGCAAAUCCUACGGUACCGCUAGUACCGCCACCUGAUACUGUAACAAUGGGUACUGGUAAUGCCAAUUAUUUCCAUUCUUUCGAACAGCUAUAUCCAUACUAUCAGCAGGAUUUCAAUACCCGUUUAAUUGCUGAAGAACUGCGGCAGUUUAUGGCCAAUAUUCAACAGUCAACAAAUGCACCCAGUUUUCCUAGAUACUCAUCGUAA
Molecule: messenger RNA, 1917 nt
Organism: Cercopithifilaria johnstoni
Lineage: Eukaryota; Metazoa; Nematoda; Chromadorea; Rhabditida; Onchocercidae
Source: the annotation of a GenBank genome assembly